AUGGAUCGCUCGGAAAUCUACUACUCGCCGCGAUACCAAGACGACGAAUACGAAUAUCGGCACGUGAUUCUUCCCAGAAGCAUGUCGAGCAGAGUUCCCAGCGCCCGUCUCAUGAGUGAAGUCGAGUGGCGCCGCAUCGGCGUUCAACAGGUGAGAUUUGGGAAAGUUUCAGUCAAAUAAAUUUUUGUUAAUUUUAGGUUUUGAAUCAUAGUAGACUGAGAAUAGAUAUAUUUACGGGUUUUUUUAUCUCGAAAUUUGAAAAAUUGAGUAGGUUACGGUUUAGAUAGAUGGUUUUAUUAUUACAACAAAAAGUUUUUCAAGCAAAUUUUCAGAAAAGCGAAAUUAUCAAGUAAAAAUGAACUUUCUUUCAACUUCUGUGAUCUUAGAUUGCAGAAAAUUUGAAAAAGUUUAAUAAAAUUUAUAUUUGAGACAUUUUUGAAUAGUUGCUGACUUUAUCAAACUAGCUGGAAAAAAAUUUUUUUUUAGGGAAGAAAGAGGUUUUGAGUAUUUUUUUUCUGGUCAUUUCGAAUUCUAUUAAUUUUGUAAUUCAAGUCCAAGAUAUAAAGUAACGUCCAAAUCUCUUCUGUUAACUCAAUACAAAAUCUUGAAUGUAGUCCAAAGCCAGUGGUGAAUAAACUAAAAACUCCCCAUAAAUUUUUGAGUAAUUAACUUUUCUCAGUCCGUCGGCUGGGUUCACUACAUGAUCCACGACCCGGAGCGCCACGUUCUUCUUUUCCGUCGGCCUAUCAAAUUUGACCAAAACGACGCCGCUCUCGCUCAUGAUCGGUAAAAAGUACAAAAGUCUACGUUCGAAUCUCCGGAAGUUAGAGAGCGUGCAAAAAUGAGAGGGCAGGAGUUUUUUUCUCUGAACGCCCUCUUGUUUUCCAAUGCUCUCUAGCUUUCGAAGAUUGGCUCGAAGUUUCGCAAGUUAGAGAGCGUGUAAAAAUGAGAGGCCGGCGUUUUUUUUCUCUGAACACCCUCUCGUUCACUAGUUAUCUCUAGUUUUUGAAUACUGGCUCGAAUCUUCGGAAAUUAGAGAGCGUGCAAAAAAUGAGAGGGUAUCCGUUAUUCUCUCUGAACGCCCUCUUGUUACACAGUGCUCUCUAGCUUUUGAGUAUUGGCUUGAAUUUUAGAAAGUUAGAGAGCGUGCAAAAUGGGAGGGCCGGCGUUUUUUUUUCUCUGAACGUCCUCUUAAUAAUCAGUGCUCUCUAGCUUUCGAAGAUUGGCUUGGAUCUUGAAAGUUAGAGAGCGUGCAAAAAUGAGAGGGCCGGCGUUUUUUUUUCCUCUAAACACCCUCUCGUUCAGUAGUGAUCUCUAGCUUUCGAACAUUGGCUCAAAUCUUAGGAAAUUAGAGAGCGUUCAAAAAUGAGAGGAAAGAAUUUUUUCUCUGGACGCCCUCUUAAUAACCAGUGCUCUUUAGCUUUCGCAAGAUAGAAUCUUCGGAAGUUAGAGAGCGUGCAAAAAUAAGAGAGUUUUCUCUGAACGCCCUCUCGUUUACCAAUGCUCUCUAGCUUUCGAAAGUUUGAACUCAAGUCAUAAUAAAUAAAAAUUAAAAAUAAGAAUGAAAAUAUUUGCAGCCUGAAACGGGGAACCGUCAGAGGCCAAUAA
Molecule: messenger RNA, 1608 nt
Organism: Caenorhabditis auriculariae
Lineage: Eukaryota; Metazoa; Nematoda; Chromadorea; Rhabditida; Rhabditidae
Source: the annotation of a GenBank genome assembly